AUGGACAAAACAACCAUGAAACUCAAAGGCAGCCCCCACACCACUGACCAGAGAAAAACCAGUUGGAAAGUAAGCCCCAAUCGCCACCUGGCCACAAUGGCAGGGAUACAUUCAUGUGUCCUCAGCACACAGUACAGCGCAUGUAACAUGCUAGAGUCAGUCAACAACCAUUUAUCAAGAACCUGCUAUGUGUCAGCCAGUGAAAAUGAGGGAUUUAUUUUGGAUACUGACCAAGUCUCACUGAGUCAGGAGUCCUUCUACCCUAGUGCCAGCCCAUACCACAAAGAGAACUGGACAAAAGUAGAGAUUUCUGAGCAGACGCACCAUCUUAACUUACAAGAGUAUGCGGGAGAAACAGUUGUCCAAAGGGAAAUAGAAAAGAAGAGACAACUUUCCAGGAGCCAUCCCAUCACCAAUGAUUACCUGGUUAACGUUGGCAGCAUUCCAGAAGAAAAUAAAGAUGUAAUCAAAUACAGGUUGGACUCCACCGUUCAAAACAAUGUGGUGUAUGAGUUCCACUCCUUUAUAACUGACCAAAAAGUGACAGACCAGAAAUAUCGGAAUUUAACGCGAUGUGAAAGCACCCUGAGAGCUAUGGCUACACAAGACGCGACACGUGAAGUGACGUUUGACAUAGGCAGGUACAUAACUCUAUCACCUGCACCAAAUAAUGGGAUCGCUGUGACUUUAAAGCUCUCAAACACAAACCUGUAUGUGACUGCAAAGAAGGAAAAUGAACCUAUACAACUACAGUGCCCCCCAUACCCUAUAAUGCCCCCUAAAGUCCUCAUGACCUCCACGGCCACCAGGUUCCCCUGA
This is a messenger RNA of Vombatus ursinus (common wombat), 819 nucleotides long. RefSeq names its product interleukin-1 alpha-like. NCBI's taxonomy places the organism in Eukaryota, Metazoa, Chordata, Mammalia, Diprotodontia, Vombatidae. The record is from RefSeq and is a predicted model, not a curated record. Gene Ontology annotation, cellular component: extracellular region. Bases 1 to 819 code for a protein of 272 amino acids. Gene Ontology annotation, biological process: immune response; inflammatory response. The transcript has 6 exons. Gene Ontology annotation, molecular function: interleukin-1 receptor binding.